This is a messenger RNA of Vitrella brassicaformis, 1231 nucleotides long. The record is from the annotation of a GenBank genome assembly. Lineage: Eukaryota; Vitrellaceae.
ACCGCCCCUUUCCUCCCUGGCUUUCCUCCGGCUUACAUGGCAAGCACAACAGCGUGUACGAGUGCUGACCGCAGGCAGCUGCUCUUCAUCGGCGUCGGCGCUCUGUCGGCCAGCGCUGUCGGCCUCUCUCUCGUCCUGCUGAGGCGGCAAUGGAGGCGGAGAGCAAGGCAGGCGGAGCAGGAGCCCUGCAGAGAGCGUGCCAGCUCACCGGCAGAAGAGGCGAGCGAUGACGGCAACGUGGUUGCCGGUGCUUUUAGUGCUGGAGGGUGUGAGGAGGAUUCUGAUUUUGACACAAGCAGGGCAGCGCCGGCCGAUGGGGCAGCCAAUGCACUGAACCAAAUGCCGCUCGAAGUGCUGCAGGUACGCUCAUUCACCUCGCACAGAGGCACUGAACAAGCCCUGGAUGCGAUGCAUGCCUCUUCUAUCCCGCCUUCUGUGUGUGGUUGUCUGCAGAGAGUUUUGCUAUGCCUGGACGGCAGCGGGCUGUAUGCCUUCAGCACCGCGUCACGUGCGGCCUUCCUGGACACAUUCGAGUGCGCAAAGAUCAUCGCGGAAUCCCACAGCGCCACACGCCCGGCCUCGCCCUCAUCCCACAUACGCUCGGCUUCACCAGCCACCCCCCAGACAACGACCACCUCUCGUCGUGUCUUCUCGCAAUUCGUGAUUGCGUCGGUCGCUCGCGAGUGGCUGAAGAGGAUGGGCUGCGGGAGGGUGCGUGAGGCCCAGCGGCAGGGCGAGAGGAUGCUCGGCUUCUUCUCCGUCUUCCACAGCGAGAAGGCGCACGGGCUGGUGUGUCUGGGGUUCGAUCCCGUGAAGGCUGCUGAGGGGCUGUCUGACAAGCGGAAGGGGGCACUCGCUGCCAGACUGAUAGACCUCCAGUACCCCAGGUGAGUGCGUUCAUGCGUUUCCGUCUUGCGGUGACUGUUGGGGGUGAUUCCUUCUCUCGCUCUCUGUCUCUGUGUGGGUGGGUGGGUGUCUGUCAGCAUGGCUGCGCGCGUGGCGCGUCAGAUAAGGAAGGAUUACAACGAGAAGAGGGACGUCAUGGACAUGCUCUCGUCCAGAGGUGCGAUACACACACACACACACACCCAUUCGUGUCUCGUCUACUCGGCCAUCAACACAUUGGCUCUGUGUGUGUGUGUGUGUGUGUGUGUGUGUAUCAGGGUUCAACCGUGAGGCAAUGGAGGUGGCCGACACGGUCGACUGCCAGGCGGGGCAGACCUACUUCUGA